Messenger RNA from Cylicocyclus nassatus, 516 nucleotides. The record is from the annotation of a GenBank genome assembly. Lineage: Eukaryota; Metazoa; Nematoda; Chromadorea; Rhabditida; Strongylidae.
AUGAAAAUCGCUUUCGUAGCUGUGUUAGCGUUGCCAUGCGCAUUCGCAGUUCGCUGUUACGAUUACAUUGAAAAACACGACCUGAAGCCCGAUAAAAAAUGGAUGGAAUGUAGUGACUCUCAAUACUGCUUCAAGACUUAUAUUGAGCAACAUGAAACGCCCACUGAUAAGAAGUGGAUGGCCAACAGAAGCUGUGGCUCAUCAAGUGUGUGCAAGACCGAGGGUUGUACUGGAACAAAAGUUGGCUGGGAAUGCUGCUGUCGAGGCGAUCUCUGCAAUGCGACAUCUUCGCCAAAAGUCCUCUUAUUAACAAUAUUUUCCGUGUUUUAUAUUGUUUUCGCUUUAUGACGCUAACCUUGUAGUAUGCACAACCUUGAUGUUUGUCCAAAUUUUCUCGAAAUUUCUGACAUUAUGCAUAACGGCGGCUGUUUGUGGUGUUACCAAGUGUCCUUAUCCAGAGAAGGCCAUAAUCCUUGCACUUUACAAUAUCAAUUGUAAAUUUGUCUUAUUACAGAG